AUGUCUACUUCUCGCGAAAACUCUGUCUAUUUGGCCAAGCUUGCUGAACAAGCUGAACGUUAUGAGGAAAUGGUUGAAAACAUGAAGGCCGUUGCCUCUUCAGGUCAAGAACUUUCUGUUGAAGAACGUAACUUGUUGUCUGUUGCUUACAAGAAUGUCAUUGGUUCUCGCCGUGCUUCUUGGAGAAUUGUUUCUUCCAUCGAACAAAAGGAAGAAUCUAAAGGUAAUGAUGCUCAAGUCACUUUGAUUCGUGAAUACAGAUCCAAGAUUGAAAAAGAAUUGUCUGAAAUUUGUGAAGACAUUCUUAGUGUCUUGACCAAGCACUUGAUUCCAUCUGCUCAAACUGGUGAAUCCAAGGUUUUCUACUAUAAGAUGAAGGGUGACUACCACCGUUACUUGGCUGAAUUCGCCACCAGCGACAAGCGUAAAGAAACUGCUGACAUGUCCUUGGAAGCUUACAAGGCUGCUUCUGACGUUGCUAUUACUGAAUUGCCACCAACUCACCCAAUCAGAUUGGGUUUGGCUCUUAACUUCUCUGUCUUCUACUAUGAAAUUCUCAGCAGUCCAGACCGUGCUUGUCACUUGGCUAAGCAAGCUUUUGAUGAUGCUAUUUCUGAAUUGGACACUUUGUCUGAAGAAUCUUACAAGGACUCCACUCUUAUCAUGCAAUUGUUGCGUGACAACUUGACCUUGUGGACUUCUGAUAUGUCAGAAACCGCUCCUGAACCAGCUGAAGCUGAAGAACAACCUGAAGCCGAAAAUGAAGCUAAUUAA
Saccharomycopsis crataegensis is the source of this 774-nucleotide messenger RNA. It is a transcript of the gene BMH2, whose product is annotated as 14-3-3 family protein BMH2. Gene Ontology annotation, biological process: intracellular protein localization; signal transduction. The transcript has a single exon. Lineage: Eukaryota; Fungi; Ascomycota; Saccharomycetes; Ascoideales; Saccharomycopsidaceae. Gene Ontology annotation, cellular component: cytoplasm. Bases 1 to 774 code for a protein of 257 amino acids. The record is from RefSeq and is a predicted model, not a curated record.